AUGGAGGGUCGUUCUCGGGACAGAGAAAUAGGCCGCCAAACCCAGUAUUAUGACUCGACCCGGUUCGAUGAUUCGGAUCGGUAUGGAGUUCGCAACAGAGUUGGACUACGAACAAUGAGUCAUUCUUACUAUUUUGAUGGCCGUGGAGAUAAUCUCAAGGAUACUGGUUCAACUCGCGGAGAAUCUUCGUCUUUGGAUCAGCUUCAGUGGCAGAAUCUAUCACGCCCUGAACUCGCGUCUCCGAAUCCGUACACAACGAGAGCGGAAAUGGGUCAUGGUAAAAACGAUUUUUGGGAGUUGGGUUCGGGCCGUACCAGGCUCUACGGCUAUUCAAAUGGUCUCUCGAUGGCGCCAUUGGGAAAACUCGAACUGGGUAUUCAGAAAAACGAUGGCUUUAUCAACUUUGAUAACUCUUCGUACGGCCAAGGACAGAGGUAUACAUUGUUUGAGGAUGAAGGCAUUCGAGGGGUUUACGACAAUGGCGGCUCCAUUCCCUUGAGUGGACUUAAAAAGAGCAAAGAAAUGAUUAUUGGGGAUGAUCUCCAAUCGAGUGGUAGGUAUGUCAAAGAAGGUUCUCUUAGAUACUAUAACGAUUCUGAACUAAUAAAACUCGGUGAGAUUUCGGACUACAAGCGUUUUGAUAUGCUAAAAGAUGGAAAUGGUGAAGUGGGUACUUCGGUUCCUAAUGUUGGAGAAAGCAUUGGGCCCCAUAGUUGUCUAAGACCUAGUAUUAUGCAUAACUUUGAUGUAGCCAACAACCCUUUUGAUCAAUCUUCAAGACAAGGAACUAUUUUUAGUAAUGAUGAUGGGGAAGGAGGUUUCUUUCGAAGGGAUGACCGAGUUGAUGAAGUGUUGGGCUCGAAAAGGAGGGUGGUUAAUUAUUAUGAAGGUUUGAACUUGAAGAGGUUAGCUAUGUCAGAGAGGGAUAGUGUGUUACAUCAGAGGAUCGAGAUGGAUGACCAGCAUGAAAGGAUGCUUAGAAGAAAAGAUGACCAGAAAAGGAGUCUAUAUAGAUGGAAUUCUGACUGUAAUGGUUCUUAUCGGUGCCAUGGAUAUGGGGGCUUCAGUAACAGAACUCGUGGCAGGAAAUUGAAACUUACUAGAAGAGAUGUAAAGAAGCGUUUGGGGCCUAUUCAAAAUGCUCCCAUUUCAAUAUCAGUCUGUGGGAGACUUGAACCAAAUAAGAACAAGUUCUUGAGAAGGAAAACUGAUGACAAUAAUUGCUCUUCAGAUAAGGGAAAUACUUCAAAGACCGUGCUCUCUGAAGAUUCAGAUGAAUUCAACAGGUUGGUUGGAAAGGCCUUCUUUAAGUUCAUUAAGAAUUUACAUGAGCACCCAGCUCAACGAAGAAAAUAUUUGGAGCAAGAAGGCGAGUUUGCUUUGAAGUGUGGCGUAUGUGGCAGCUUCAAAGAGUUUUUAGGUCCAUUGGAGCUGGCAAAGCAUACUUUCAUGUCGUGCAGAAAGGAGUUGAGAGCAGAACACUUGGGUUUUCACAAAGCUCUUUGUGUACUAUUGGGUUGGAACAGUGCCACAGCCCCUAAUACCCCUUGGGUUCGGCAGAUUUUGCCUCAUGCUGAAGCCAUGGCUUUGAAGGAGGACUUCAUUAUCUGGCCUCCUGUUGUAAUCAUUCAAAAUAUCUCCAUAGCAAAUCGCAAUCUAGCCGAACGGGUGAUUGUUAGCAUUCAAAAGUUUGAAGCUAUUCUUAGAGGCAUGGGAUUCAAUGGGGAGAAGACCAAGGUCUUUCGAGGUAUGGCGGCAAAUGAGAGUAUUUUGGUAGUGACAUUCAAUGGCACACUUUCUGGUUUACAAGAAGCAGAAAGGCUACAUAAGCAUUAUGCUGAGAACAAACAUGGGAGGCUUGAGCUUCAACAAAACAACUCCACUGGCCAUAUUAACACUCACCAAGAUAUUCGAAAAUUGGCGGUGUCAGAUAAGUUGGAAAGUGUUUUGUAUGGCUACCUGGGAAUUGUUGAGGAUUUGGAUAAACUUGAUUUCAACAUUAAGAGUCACUGUGUGGUGAGAAGCAAGAAGGAAAUUCAAGAUUUUUCAGAUGCCACAUUGUAA
Molecule: messenger RNA, 2064 nt
Organism: Humulus lupulus (European hop)
Lineage: Eukaryota; Viridiplantae; Streptophyta; Magnoliopsida; Rosales; Cannabaceae
Exons: 3
Coding region: 1-2064 (687 amino acids)
Biological process (GO): regulatory ncRNA-mediated gene silencing
Source: RefSeq, a predicted model, not a curated record